CUUCAUCGCCGAACGCGACCGCCAAAACCGAGCGCUAUACUGCCAGUCGCAUCCCUCGCAGUCGGGAGAAGUACUCAGCGGUGCCCUCCACCUUUCAGACUGCCCCCUUGAUUCCAUCAUGGCGGACACCGAUUCUUUCCUUCACCUCGCCCGGCCUCUUGGCCCUGCUGUUGUUGGUGCCCAGCCGACGACAGCCCCACUGAACGUUGUCAUUCAGCCUUCUGCCAUCUUCUCCAUCCUGGACCACUCUCUCCGCCGCAAUGCCGACCAAGAACGUGUGAUUGGUACUCUUCUUGGUACCCGCAGCGAAGAUGGCACCGAGGUCGAAAUCCGUAACUGCUUUGCCGUCGGUCACACCGAGACGCAAGACCAGGUCGAAGUCGACAUGGAAUACCAGAAGCAGAUGCUUGCCCUGCAUCUCCGUGCCAAUCCCCGUGAGGUGCUCAUUGGAUGGUACGCCACGUCGUCCGAGCUCAACACCUUCUCGGCCCUCAUCCAAAACUUCUACGGCAGCCAAGGCGACGGCACUUGGCCUCACCCUGCCGUCCAUCUCACCAUCUCGACCGACCCCGGCCAGGAUAUUGAGGCACGGACGUACAUUUCUGCUCCGGUUGGCGUUACUGCUGAGCGCGCCGCCGACAGCGCUGCUUUCAUCCCCGUCCCCAACGAGAUCAGAUACGGUGAUGCCGAGAAGAGCGGUCUGGAGUUAAUAUCAGGAGCCAAGGACCGCGAGGACCGAACCACUGGUGUUCUUACGGACAUUGAGUCUCUGGAGCGUGCCAUUGAGGAGGUCCUUGCCAUGCUCGAAAGAGUCUCCAACUACGUCAACUCCGUCCUGGACGAGGAGUCCCCGCCAUCGAGCGCGCUUGGCCAGUUCUUGAUGAAUGCUUUAGCUCUGGCUCCCAAGGUUGAUGCUUCCGACGUUGAGAGAGACUUCAACAACCACAUCCAAGAUGUCCUUGUUAUUUCUUACCUUGCAAACACUAUUCGCACACAGAUCGAUCUUUCCAACAGAUUAGCAACUGCGGCUCUAACAACUGGACCAGCAGACGGAUUGGGCGGAAACGCCGAGGGCGGCCAGCGUGGCGGCCGAGAUCAAAGAAAAGGCCGUGGCCAGCAGAACCGCGAGAGAGAGUAAUUUAUGAAAAUCGGUUCCCGAAAAAACGAUAUAAUUUCGUCGUAUGCAUAUACGUUGCAUGAUAAAAGGCGGAAAAAGUUACUGUGUAUUGAGGUGGCUAUUAUAUAGGCUACAAUUUCUCCUAGCUCAUUGUUUGGCGUCUGAGUGUGUAGAAAUCAAAUUCAAGUUUAUGACCACCAUUAAUUUCAAAAUUUAACGCCGUCCCAUGUGCCAUACUACCGUUGUAUCCACGUAAACGAGUCUCAAACGCCAAAAUGAUGCAUAUGAUGUAAGAUAAGAGCCCAGCUCCAGCAUCCUUUGGAUCCGAAAAGGCUCGCUCCAGCUUAUUUGCUCUCGGUCUUGUCCUUUUGCUUGUCCUCCUU
This is a messenger RNA of Xylona heveae TC161, 1500 nucleotides long. Its product is annotated as eukaryotic translation initiation factor 3 subunit F. The transcript has 3 exons. Gene Ontology annotation, biological process: translational initiation. Gene Ontology annotation, molecular function: metallopeptidase activity; translation initiation factor binding; translation initiation factor activity. The coding region runs from base 119 to 1138 and encodes 339 amino acids. The record is from RefSeq and is a predicted model, not a curated record. Lineage: Eukaryota; Fungi; Ascomycota; Xylonomycetes; Xylonales; Xylonaceae. Gene Ontology annotation, cellular component: eukaryotic translation initiation factor 3 complex, eIF3m.